CUACUACGUGCUUUGCAUGCAUGGGUUUAAAUUUCUUGUUUCACUGUCGUUGUAAAAGAAGAAUCCCUGUUAUAUAUCUUGUGAUGCCUCCAUAGUUCCACCUGUGCAACAUGAAUAACCGAGGCAAGAUUAUAAUCGCUUCCGAAUGUUAUGCGCAGAACCGAUGCGCAGUGGAUAGCGCUUCUGCUUUCAAAGAUUCUUUAUAGCUUGUAUUUGUUAAACAAUAUUGUAGAAAACGCAUAGCCAUAGCUUUAAACUUUUGUUGUAAAAAUGGAUGACGACGUUGCAGCAUUAGUUAUUGAUAAUGGAUCUGGUAUGUGCAAGGCUGGUUUUGCUGGAGACGAUGCGCCAAGAGCUGUAUUCCCCUCCAUCGUCGGUCGUCCUCGCCAUCAAGGUGUGAUGGUUGGUUCGGGUAACAAAGACUCGUAUGUUGGCGAUGAAGCUCAAGAAAAAGGAAGCAUCCUGUCCUUAAAAUACCCCAUCGAACACGGCAUCGUCACAAACUGGGACGAUAUGGAAAAGAUAUGGCAUCACACAUUCUACAACGAACUCCGAGUUGCACCAGAAGAAUAUCCCGUACUUCACACAGAGGCACCGUUUAACCCUAAAGCCAACCGUGAAAAAAUUACUUCGAUCAUGUUUGAGACAUUUAACACCCCAGCUAUGUACGUAACUAUCCCGGCUGUGUUAUCCCUCUAUGCUUCUGGUCGUGUCACAGGAUUCGUGUUUGACAGUGGUGAUGGUGUCUCCCACGCUGUGCCAGUAUACGAAGCUUAUGCUUUACCUCAUGCAAUCCUUCGUUUCGAUUUGGCUGGUAUUCAUCUGGCUGAUUACCUGACGAUGAUCUUGACUGAGAGAGGUUACUCUUUCACCACAACUGCCGAAAGGGAAAUCCUCAAAGAUAUCAAGGAAAAGUUGACCUACGUUGCUUUAGAUUUUGAGCUGGAGAUGGAAGCUGCCGCCAACAGUUCGGGGAAACAGCAUUUUGAGAAAACCUACGAGCUUCCUGAUGGCCAGGUUAUCACCAUCGGAAACGAGCGAUUCCGAUGUCCGGAGGCACUCUUCCAACCAUCAUUCCUCGGAAUGGAAUCGGCUGGUAUCCACGAGACCUGCUAUAACUCCAUCAUGAAGUGCGAUGGCGACAUCUGGGAUGAUCUCUACGGUAACAUCGUGUUGUCUGGUGGUUCCACCAUGUUUCCUGGUAUUGCUGAGAGGCUGCAGAGGGAAAUUACGCUCCUUGCUCCACGAAAAAUGAAGAUCAAGGUGAUCGCUCCACCUGAAAGAAAGUACUCUGCCUGGAUCGGAGGCUCCAUGGUGGCCUCUCUUUCUACCUUUGAAAAUAUGUGCAUCUCGAAAGCUGAAUACGACGAAGCUGGACCUUCCAUAGUCCACAGAAAAUGCUUCUAAGUGACGCUUUAUCAAAAACAUCAGUAGUUUGCAGUUACAAUUUUUUUCCAAAGUUUCCACCUUCGAACAGAUGUGGAUCUCAAAAAAGAAUACGAUAAAUCUGGACCGUCCGUCGUUCACCGAAUUAAGUAGUUAUAGUACAUAGGUUGUAUAUGUAACUGUAAACCAACGUCACUUUCAUCUAAAGUGGGUCAUAUUACGACAUGAAAGAAGCUGCAAAUUGAUGGCUGUUUUGCAGCUUAUAUGAAACUGCAAUAUCAGCUAGAAAUCGGAGGUUCUUAGCACAGAGAGCCAAUCAGAUUGCACGUUAGCUCAUAUCCAGCGCUUGUGUGUAUAUAAUAAUGCACAUAUGAACUGUUCACUCAUUACGCCAACUCACUCGUUCACAUCACUCAAAAGAAGGCGUUGCUUGAAAAAUUAUCCAUUGGUUCGUAAACACAUUAUCUUGUUUUACACGUAAACACAUUAAGGAGUUUAAAAUUAGUGACGACGCCAGCUUGACAACGCGCUUGCAAAACAAAGAGAUAAUACCCUA
Messenger RNA from Dendronephthya gigantea, 1942 nucleotides. Its product is annotated as actin, nonmuscle-like. The coding region runs from base 271 to 1407 and encodes 378 amino acids. The record is from RefSeq and is a predicted model, not a curated record. NCBI's taxonomy places the organism in Eukaryota, Metazoa, Cnidaria, Anthozoa, Malacalcyonacea, Nephtheidae. The transcript is spliced from 3 exons.